Molecule: messenger RNA, 4664 nt
Organism: Dendroctonus ponderosae (mountain pine beetle)
Lineage: Eukaryota; Metazoa; Arthropoda; Insecta; Coleoptera; Curculionidae
Gene: RIC-3
Exons: 15
Coding region: 261-2567 (768 amino acids)
Biological process (GO): protein localization to cell surface; synaptic transmission, cholinergic
Cellular component (GO): neuron projection; intracellular membrane-bounded organelle; neuronal cell body
Source: RefSeq, a predicted model, not a curated record
UUGACGGACGUGCGUCGCGACGUCCCCAGACAGCGCUCUACAAGGACCACUGAGGUGUUGCUAGCGUGCAGCUCACUUGCCCGAGACAGGCGCUGCCGUUGCAGAAAACAUCGCAUUCAAUCGACGAUUGGGGUGACCUCCGAUAGAAAUUCCGAUGACUUAUAGUUGCUGGAUCGGUGCCAGAUUUGUGUAAACUCCCAGGGCGACUACAGCUGUAGAAAACAGUGUCUAGAAGCUCGGCAAUUUCAGAAAACCUAGCAAUGCAGAGCAGACGCAGUGAUCUGAACCACCCAAAUGGAAGCACCCACGACGCAACAACCGCUUCCUCCAACGAAGAGUUCGGAAUCAAGCGAACCAUGCUCGUUUUGGUGAUCGUUGUGGGCUGUUUCGCAGUGGUGUGGCCGAAGAUCUUCUACCCCAUGCUGGUGAACAGCUCCACGCCGCAGUCGAAGCAAAACGUGGGAUGUUGUGACGUCAUUUCUGAACUGGAUAUCGAUACCAUUAAAAUAAUGUCCGAACUAUGUGGAACCAUAAUUGAACAUGCCGAAGACACAGUCCUUAGCCCGAGGGAAAUCGUGUCUCAAUGUAAAAAAGCGGUGAUUGAUAAGUGCGGCAUCGACUUAUCAGCCGCUCUGUACGACAGAGUCUCUUUGGGGCAUUCGACUAAGCAAAUUCUUGAAGAGGUGCGCUCCUUGAACGGAUCCCUGUGUCUUAAAUACUACUUUGGGGUGGCCCCGUGGAAGCUCGGUGUCCCCCGUAGGGUUAACCUGAAUUUGGAUCCUGCUAAUCCUAUUAAACAGGAAAGGCCUUCAAUGGUGAAUCCAGUAAAAUUACAUCCGGCCUUAAAGGAAAGGGGCCGAGCUAUUUAUGGGGCAGACCAAGUGACCACUGAGGCGAGGAGGAAGAGGCCAGCACCUAUUAUAGUGGAAGGAAGACCUGGCCCGAUCCCAGGCAGAAGACCGACUAUUGGUUUGCCAGGCGAAAUUGCUCCGUCCAAGAUUUCGAACUACGGUCUGAUGGGUGUGCUAAUGCCCAUUUACACCAUCGCCUUUAUAAUUUUCUUUACCUACAUAGUGAAAAAGAUAGUGUACAAGAAAAAGCCGAUAAAUUACGUGGGAUCGCCUCUAUAUCCUCCAUGUGACUCUGACGAACAAUUUGAAGAGCAAGUUUUCCAAGCAAACCCGCAUUAUUUUAACAGACCUAACAAAGACACGAGUAAAAUAGGAUGGAAAGAACGCGAUACAAGAGACAUUGAGCUGGACCAGCUGCGCAAACGGUUGCGUGAAACUGAGCUGGCAAUGGAGCGUAUCGUUUCUCAGAUGGCGCAGGUUCCGCUCACCACGCAGGACGUCGUCAAAAUGAACGGUGUCCUUCCGAAGGAUGAGGAGCAAAGUUCAGUCACCGUUCUGGGAAUGGAGACUCGCGCUUCUUGCGAAAACGGAGGAAAAUGGUCCAGACCAGAUUCGCCAGUGAUUCACUCUUCUGAACCUGCAGUAGCCAUCGAUCACUCUCCCUCACCUCAGCAAAUAUUCUUGGAAGGUUCGCUGCCUCCGCAGUCUCAAAUUUUAGUGGCCGACUCCGCUACGGAGGCGCAAACCGAUGCAGACGACAAUUCCUCCGUUAUUUUGGCUGGCAAAAUGACGCUGAGUGUUAUCAGUUUAGACUCCGAACCCGGAAAUGAGGAGUCGUCGAAUAUCCUGCCGAAAAACGAAAGCUCAGACGAAGAGGGAAGAACCAGCAGCAGCAACAUUUCGGAGGAAUUCGAGAAGAUCUACGCUUCUGACGUGGAGGAUCAUAUCAACAACAUCAUCGAAGAAGCUGAAAAUGCGGUUCUGGCUGAGAAAACUGGAGAUGACUUCGGCCCAGUUCCAUUAAAAACAACCACAUUCAGCGGCAUUCUAGAUGAAAUGAGAAAGGAGUUCAACUUGGUAGAGGAUUUACUUCAAUCAAGUGGCAGCGAAGCAAAACCGCCUGUAAGCCCAAUCGCUGAAGACUUGCUGGAUCUCGAGGAACGAUUGAAUGGAACCGAUGACAGUAUUGAAGAAGCAGAAAUUGGAGCCACAGACGACGAUGCAACUUUAACAACUCAGGAAAAUAUAUCUGGAAAUCUACAGUUUUCUUUUAUACUAGACCAGCCAGCAUUGGAGGUAAUUGGUGAUUCGAAAGGACGGGAUGAAGCUGAAGAGAUAAGCGUUUGUCCGAAGGCAGUAGAACAUGAAGGCAUGAAAAGAAGUUCUGAAGAAAUCGACAUUCGACAGCAAUUGACUGGCAAUGAAAAUGAAGAGCCAAACGAUCUCGAUGAAACUAAACCUGGGACUCAAAAGGAAAACGAAGAUUUCAUCCGAGAAGAAAAGAAGGGCACAAUGGAUCCAGGGUCUGGUUUGAGAACUAGUAUUGAGCGAGAGAAAAAUAUUGAGAGCGCGAUUUCAAAUAAAAUUUCUCAGGUUGACCAACACGAGGAAAGACCAAAUAAAUUGACUGAGUAUGUGGCAAACUCUGAAGACGAAGCGGAGAGCAUUGUUGAAAUCAAUGAGAAUGAAAACCAAUUAAAAUUUAAGAAAAAUUAAUUAAUUAAAUUUUAUUUUCCUAUGAUUACGUAGAUAUCGAAAUCAAGGCUUUUAGAUCCGACUGUUCCGUUUUCAAUAUUUUUAAGGUAUGCAUUCGAUAAUGGAGAAAUUGUGCUUCAUGAAUCCGAUAUUACGAAUUUAUUUCACUAUACGAUUCAGAAAUAAAUUAAUUUAAAUGGAAAUUUUUUGUGAUUUGCACCCACUAUCGCUCAAGGACGAGGAUUUUCACAAGGAAACAUGUUAUAAAUGAUUGACUUUAAGCGGUAUUAUUACUUUGCACACUUGGGUACUACUCGAGACGCGCGUGAAUUUCCGUUCUUCAAUUCUUCCUAGAACAGAAGACACGUUCAAUGAUGAAAAUUUGAAUCAGGUCGAAGCGAAUGUUGAUUUUUAAUAAAGCAUCGAAGAUCGAGCUGCAAAUCGGCCCGAUCUCUAAAUCACUAAAUCAAUUUCGCAGUUAAAAUUUCUAAGCCUUCUAGAAGACACUUCAAGGAAUAAUUUGUGAAAAAUUUAAGCAGAUCACAGUAAAGGCUAAUUUUUUAAAUUAAUCGAAGAUUGAGCUACAAAUCGGCUCUAUCUUCUCUACUUCUUCUUCUGGAAGAAGUUGUCAGUUCGCAUAAAGUCCUUUUAGAGGUCGGUCGUUUUUUAAAAGCAUUUAAGCAUAAUUUAAAAGCAUAAUUAAGGCAGUCAAAUGUUCUUAAUUAUCAAGUCAGUAUAUAACUGUUAAUAAUGAAUGAUUUGAACCAGUGAGCUUGGAGUUGGUUUAUGAAAAAAUAUAAAAAUCCAAUAGGCCAACCAUGAAGACCAGAAGAGUUGACGAUGUAUCAAUGGCCUCAACUUCGCUUCUUCAUGGUAAGUAUUCUGAGGGUGUCCCUGUCAAGUCAACUGCGCACAACAGAAUAUAUCAGCCUGACAGUUCAACAUUAUUGGUUAGAAAACUCUGAGUAAACAACAGAUCUAGAAGAUACAAGUGUUUUUCUACUUUAACUACUUUAAAUAGAUUCUUUGACGAGAUGAAUAAGAUCAGAAGCACAAUGGAGCAAACCGAAAUUGAAGUGAUAAGUUCCACACAAAGCAAAUCGGAAAAUAUCGGCUCUUUUGGCGAACAUGGAAAUGCAGCUGAUUCAGCAGCGCUACCGAAUAAUUCGCAAACGAAUAGUGGGUUUGAUUUGCCGUCGUUUAAUUGUUCAGAAUGCUCGUACAACAGUAUUUGGAAGCAUGCAGUUAAAAGGCAUCAGAGGACGCAUUUUCGAAAGGAAAAGUAUGCAAAGAGUGGCAAAAAAGUUAAGCUGGCUUGCACGCAUUGCAUGUACACAUCAGAUAACUGGGCCGAUUUUUUAGAUCAUCAAACAUCACAUAUAACAUCAGAAGAUGGAAAUCUUAGAUUUAAUUUAGAACAUAAGCAUGAUGAAGAAGAUGAUGAUGAUGAUGAUGAUGAUGAUGAUGAUGAACAAAAAUUGAUUAUAGCUUGUCCCUAUAAAUGCGACAAAUGCCAAUUUGAAUCCUUGGACAAGAGUACUUUUGAAGAACAUAAGAAUGCGACCCACGGUACAACACUAAAGUGCCCACACUGCAGUUAUAUUUCCAGGAAAAAAAAUGCUCUAUCUAAGCAUAUCCGGACAGCGCAUCAAGAAAUUCCCUCUGAACCAUCGAGUGAAAAAGCUGCUGUCCCAACCAAGGUAGAUGGCACAAAGGGUUCUAAACGACCAUACAGACGGGGAAUAUAUGCACAUGUGCCUGUGAAAACGACAGGAAACGGCUUGUUUGAAUGCGAGCACUGCUCCUACCAGACAGCAAUUAGGACGGCGCUUGUAAAACAUCAAACAAAACAUUCUAAAGUUUAGCAAAUCUGUAUCCAAUGACCAGAACCAUGUUUCCUAGGUAAAGGGCCAUAUUAUUUAAUGUUAAAUGCUGUUAUAACUACUAUAAUUUUAUUUUAUGCUUGUAGAAUCUUAAGAGAUUGUUGUGAGAACUGGAUAGAUUUGCAAUCUUAUAGCAACUAAAGCGGACUGUUAUUUUGCCUGUAUUGGAACCCAUAUAUAUAUUUUAUUUAUUUCUUUAUCUGUUAUAGAUUAAAACGUGAACAAGUUUAGUUAA